UGGUUUCCUUACAACAAAUUAAAUUAAGGUUGUUUGUUCUUUUCUCUUAAUUAUUCUAUUGAUUGUGUAAGAAAUGGCUCAGAUUGAUAUGAUCAGUGUAAAGACAGAGAUCAAAUCUGCCCCUUCGAAGAUCUAUAAUUUCAAUAAGUAUAACAUGUCCCAAUAUGUUAAUCUGAAUCCUCAGAUUGUGAAGAAAGUUGAGGUUAUUGAAGGAGAGGAAGGCAAGAUUGGAAAUGUCAAGUUAAUCGAAUAUGUUAUCGGUAAGCCGAUGAGCUUGAAGAUGAAAGUUGUUGAACUCGACGACGAGGAGAAGUCAAUAACCUUUGAUGUCUUGGAGGGCGAUCUCCUGCAAAUGUAUUCGAGUUUCAAGGUGAGAGUGAGCGCGAGCGAAGGGUGCGCGACGUGGAGCAUCGAGUUCGAAAAACUUAAUGAGGCAGUCCCAAAUCCCGACAUUUACACCAAGGUUGCAGAUGGCCUUACCAAAUUAUUGGAUGCUUAUCUUCUCACCCAUUAAUGGUGCAUGUUGUGUGUAUCUAUGGCUCCAAAUUAUAAUCUAGACAUCUCUAUGCAUGGAAUAUGAAGUUCUGUAACCAUACAUAUAUAUAUAUAUAUAUUUUAAUUUGCGUAUGUGUGUAAUAUGUAAUAAGGCCAGCUACUUGUCUGAAUUGCCAAACUUGUGUGUAAUGUAAAAUGGGAUUGUUCUAUUUGGA
Andrographis paniculata is the source of this 710-nucleotide messenger RNA. Its product is annotated as kirola-like. The record is from RefSeq and is a predicted model, not a curated record. The coding region runs from base 74 to 514 and encodes 146 amino acids. Gene Ontology annotation, biological process: defense response. Lineage: Eukaryota; Viridiplantae; Streptophyta; Magnoliopsida; Lamiales; Acanthaceae. The transcript is spliced from 2 exons.